AUGGACACAAUCAAGAAAGCCAUCGGCAGCGCCUUCGACCCUAACACAGACAUCCCUGACCUUAGCGGGAAGGUCUACGUUGUUACUGGCGGCUCUGCCGGCAUUGGAUACGGCAUCGUCGCACAUCUCCUUCAGCACAACCCGUCGAAAAUUUACCUCCUGUCGAACAAGGAAGAGCACGCCGAUGAAGCCCAAGAAGCGCUCAAGGAAUGGGGUGAUAUAAGUAAAGUCGAGUGGCGCAAGUGCAACCUCGAAGACCUAAAGCAGGUGGACGAAGUAGCCAAGUCGCUGGCAAAGGAGCUGGACAGACUUGACGCUUUGGUCUGCAAUGCUGGGCUGGGUGUCGGCGUAUACAAUGAGACGCGUGAUGGUCUGGACAGCCACAUGCAGGUCAACGUCUUCUCGCAGGCACAUCUUACGCUCACGCUCUUGCCUAUACUACAGAAGACGCCUGACUCGCGCAUCGUACACCAAUCCUCUGAUCUGCAUAAGGGCGCUGACUCGAGCAUGAAGUUCGAAUCGAUCCAAGAGAUGAACCAAGACAUUGGCGCAAUGAAGCUCUACAACCGCACCAAGCUAGCACAGAUACUCUUCCUACGUGAGCUGUACUCUCGUGUCAAGGCUGGCGAAUUCGGUCAAGUCACAGAGAGCAGCGGCUUACCGUGGAUCAAUGCGACACACCCCGGCGGCGUGUUAACGGACCAGCAAGAUCAGGCAGUUGAGGCUUAUGGUACCAUGGGAAAGGUUGGAGUCGCAGCAGUUAGGCCGUUCAUGAAGGAUCCCGUAGCUGAAGGAUGUCGCCCGGCCCUGUUUGCUGCCGCGUCACCUGAUAUUGUAAAGGAUCAGAUUCAGAACUCAUACAUUGUUCCUGAUAAGAAGGUCCAAGAAGCGUCCAAGCAGGCCAGAGAUGAAAAGUUGCAAAGAAAUCUGUGGAGGCUGACCAAGGAAGUCUUGGAGUCGAAACUUGGUAGUCUGCCGUACGAGAUGAGAACUGAUGUUGUCAACACAGCGUAG
This is a messenger RNA of Alternaria postmessia, 1014 nucleotides long. RefSeq lists its product as uncharacterized. Lineage: Eukaryota; Fungi; Ascomycota; Dothideomycetes; Pleosporales; Pleosporaceae. The transcript is spliced from 3 exons. The record is from RefSeq and is a predicted model, not a curated record. The coding region runs from base 1 to 1014 and encodes 337 amino acids.